Messenger RNA from Mesorhabditis spiculigera, 522 nucleotides. NCBI's taxonomy places the organism in Eukaryota, Metazoa, Nematoda, Chromadorea, Rhabditida, Rhabditidae. The record is from the annotation of a GenBank genome assembly.
AUGGCUGAGUUCAUGGUCGACCCGGGGGAGGAGCCGAAGAAGUGGGCCGAGAUGGCGACCGAAGACGAGGACAACGAGCUGCUGUGGUUCUUCGACAACACGGCCAGCGAGGCGCAGUGGAUCAAGUAUCGCACCAAAGUGACGGCUCUCGCGACAGACCUCGAGAACAUCGACAAACUCCUCGAGACCUACGGCGAAUACCUGACCGCUUUUGGGAUGGACCGUGAGAUCCGCGAGCGUCGCGAAGUGCGCGACGCACAUGCUCGUAAAGCCGCCGAGCUCGCCUUCGAGUACUACUUUGAGGACUUUAUGAAGGGGCAGCACCUGCGCACCCCACCCCCGGUGCUGUACAUGGCGAUGGCCAAGGAUAAGCCGCUCGCCACUUCGGCUCUGCUUGGCUUCGUCUUCGCCCCACUGACCAGCUACAUCAUCGAUUACGCCGACCGCCAUAAGGGCCUUCACCUUCGUGUCUCUGAGCAGAAGCGCGACUUGACGUGCAGGCUAGCCCGAACGGCCCACGCC